AUGGCAUCUCCUGAGUCUCCAGUCAACGCCUCGCUGUCGCGUUCCACCACGGCGUCCUCUACAGGUUCGACGACUGCAUCGGAGGCACAGGAAGUCAGUCAGCGACCGAGCACCGAUCCUGAAAAACAAGCAGACCAACAGCACUAUCACCACCCCAAGGAAAAGGUCCCUCAUUGGAGAUUGGUUGCCAGUCAAACUCUGAUCACAGAUGCUGUUGCCAACUAUCCAUACCCGGGGUCCGGCACCGAAGAUGAUCCUUUUGUUGUUCAAUUCAUCCCGAACGAUCCGCGAAAUCCCAUGGAGUUCUCACAAGUCAAGAAGUGGUUCAUAACAAUCACAGUCGCCAUUGCCACCCUUGCCGUCGCAUUUGUCUCUUCUGGCUACUCGGGCGGAGCAGACGAAGUCAUCAGGGGUUUCGGGGUCAGUGAGGAGGUUUAUACGCUUGGGAUUUCCUUGUUCGUGUUGGGAUUCGCCAUAGGCCCCCUACUCUGGGCACCUUUGAGUGAACUUUACGGACGACAAAUUCUUUUCACUACUACCUAUGCAGUCCUUACCGCUUUCAAUGCUGGUGCAGCCGGUGCACAGUCGAUGGCGACCCUCAUCGUCCUGAGGUUCCUAGCCGGCACUUUUGGGUCGUCUCCUCUCACGAAUGCCGGCGGUGUUAUUGCUGAUAUGUUCGAAUCUAGACAAAGAGGUCUUGGAAUGUGCAUUUUUGCAGCCGCUCCCUUCUUGGGUCCAGUAAUUGGACCCAUUGUUGGUGGCUUUGUAGGUGAGACGGUUGGAUGGAGAUGGAACGAAGGUGUCAUGGCUUGCUUCACCGGUGCACUGUGGAUCUUCGGUACCUUGACCAUCCCAGAGACCUAUUCGCCGGCCAUCCUUUCUCGUCGCGCGGCCAAGCUUUCCAAGAUGACGGGAAAGGUGUAUGUUUCGGUGUUGGAAAAAAGACAAGGCAAGACGACUCCAAAGGCUGCCUUCCAGAAGUCGUUGGCUCGGCCGUGGGUUCUACUAUUUAUGGAGCCGAUUGUGCUCCUCCUCUCCAUCUACAUGGCAAUCAUCUACGGCACUCUCUAUCUUUGUUUCGGAGCCUUUCCGAUCGUGUACCAAGAGGGCCGGGGAUGGUCGCCGGGCAUUGGCGGGCUCGCUUUCCUCGGUGUUGCCGUAGGGAUGUUGUUCGGCGUUGCUUACAGUAUUAUUGACAACAGCCGUUAUGCUAAGGUUGAGGACGAACAUAAUGGCGAAGCUCCUGCCGAGGCACGACUGCCUCCGGUAAUGGUGGGGUCCAUUGCUCUUCCGAUCGGCCUUUUUUGGUUUGCAUGGACAAACAGUCCUUCUGUUCAUUGGAUUGUCAGCAUAAUUGCCACGGCACCAUUCGGCUUCGGCAUGGUGUUGGUCUUCUUGGGUGGUAUGAACUAUCUUAUCGAUGCGUACACCAUCUACGCAGCAUCAGUUUUGGCGGCAAACUCGGUUCUUCGAUCCCUCUUCGGAGCCGCCUUUCCUCUCUUUACCUCACAAAUGUUCCAUAACCUGGGAAUUCACUGGGCUUCCUCAAUCCCUGCAUUCCUGGCGUUGGCCUGCACACCUUUCCCGUUUGUUUUCUACAAGUAUGGCGAGUCGAUCCGGAUGAAGUGCAAAUAUGCAGCUCAGGCGCACGAGAUCAUGGCACAGUACCGGAAGCAGCAGAAGAACAUCGAGGAAGAAGAACGUGAAGACGCCGAGGAAGAAGAGAAUGAGAAGGCCGGCCAGGCUGGCGACCGGGGUGUGAAUCGUCCGUCACAAGACACUCGUGCCAGCCAACGGCGAAGCAUGGCUCGCGUUAGUACGCAUGGGUCGCGACGGAGGAGUCAGGACGAGUUUGGCAGGGUGUACAGCCAUGCCAGUCAUCAAUAUUUCUAG
Messenger RNA from Exophiala spinifera, 1893 nucleotides. RefSeq lists its product as uncharacterized. Gene Ontology annotation, biological process: transmembrane transport. The record is from RefSeq and is a predicted model, not a curated record. Gene Ontology annotation, molecular function: transmembrane transporter activity. The transcript is spliced from 3 exons. Lineage: Eukaryota; Fungi; Ascomycota; Eurotiomycetes; Chaetothyriales; Herpotrichiellaceae. The coding region runs from base 1 to 1893 and encodes 630 amino acids.